This is a messenger RNA of Orussus abietinus, 1383 nucleotides long. Its product is annotated as chitinase domain-containing protein 1. The transcript is spliced from 7 exons. Gene Ontology annotation, cellular component: extracellular region. Gene Ontology annotation, biological process: carbohydrate metabolic process. The coding region runs from base 55 to 1251 and encodes 398 amino acids. Lineage: Eukaryota; Metazoa; Arthropoda; Insecta; Hymenoptera; Orussidae. The record is from RefSeq and is a predicted model, not a curated record. Gene Ontology annotation, molecular function: chitin binding; oligosaccharide binding.
CCCUGCCCGUGAGCAAUCUCCUAACUCAUCUCUGGAUACUAUUUGUCUGCAGAGAUGAUCUGUAAUAUGCGAGUGUUAAUAUUCAUGACUGUACUGUUCCUUAUCAUUGCGUUUUCCUUUGGAACCAUAUCACCUCCCUCUGGAAAAGCUGACAAGAAGCAAUCUCAGGAAAAGAAGAAUAAGAAGGGUCCAACGGAUCGAAAUGUCUUCGACAGAGGUUUAGUGGUGAAAGACAUUAAGAUUAGUCAAAUCCUCCGAGAGUCAGGAUUGUAUUAUGAGAACACCACUAAUAGACAGUUUACAGGGAACGUAUUGGGGUACGUUACUCCUUGGAAUGGCGAAGGCUAUGAAGUCACCAAAACGUUCCAUGGGAAAUUUACAACGGUGUCGCCUGUAUGGCUGACGUUUCCUAAAGGGGAUGUCAUAACUUUUCAAUUAACUACUUACGAUGUGAAUAAGAAAUGGCUGCAAGAAAUGAGAAAGACCAAUACAGAGAAACAUGCAGUUAAGGUCUAUCCUCGAAUUAUAUACGAGAAUUGGUCAGGUAAUGACAUUGCCAAUUUACAUGCAAACAGUGAGAGAAUGAAUCAAUUGGUCUCAACGCUUAGGAAAACGGCUAAGGAAUUCCAGUUUGAUGGUUAUGUCUUUGAGUUGUGGAACGCACUCUCAUAUUCGAGAGCUAACAUGAACUUUGUCAAAGAUGUUAUCACAACCAUUGCGAGGAAACUUAAAAGUAAUGAUUUAGGAUUAAUAUUAGCGGUUCCACCAUCUCGUGGGAAGGACUUUCAGUUAUUCACCAAACGAGACUUCGAUGCUCUUGCAUCUGACGUUGAAGCUUUUUCACUGAUGACCUAUGACUACUCAAGUGUCCAGCGUCCGGGACCUAAUAGUCCAUUGGACUGGGUUAGACAAUGUGUCGAAGAAUUAGUUCCAAAUCAAGAUGACCCCAAUCGUUCAAAAAUCCUAUUGGGCAUCAACUUUUAUGGAAAUAAUUACACUCCGGAAGGUGGAGGACCAAUAAUUGGUUCUCAAUAUCUAAAACUCCUUAAAUCACUGAAAGGGAAAGUGCAGUGGGACGAGAAGAGCAAGGAGCACUUUUUUGAGUUGAGGAGUACGGGUGACAGUUCCUACGUCUUCUACCCUACACUAUAUUCAAUGAAGCUCAGGAUAGAUCUUGCAGCUGAUUUAGGAACCGGCAUUUCCAUUUGGGAACUUGGCCAAGGAUUGAAUUAUUUCUACGAUUUGUUGUAACAUUGUUAAGAAAAAAAAAGGGAGGCUCAAAACCGAAACGAGUUUCAGUUUCCAAGACUGUCAAUGUUUGUGGUGAAUCAUGCACGUUAAUUCCCACAAAAAUACUGCAAUAAAAAUAUUUUGUUUAACUAA